Messenger RNA from Homarus americanus (American lobster), 471 nucleotides. Its product is annotated as histidine-rich glycoprotein-like. NCBI's taxonomy places the organism in Eukaryota, Metazoa, Arthropoda, Malacostraca, Decapoda, Nephropidae. The record is from RefSeq and is a predicted model, not a curated record.
GAAUGGUCUUCCAGCGAGCAUAGCUUACGACAGCAACAACAAUCAGGAGAACAUCGCCUUCAGUAUUACAACCCUACAGAGGAGGCGCUUCACAUGCACCAUCAACAGAGCCAGGGAGAGAAGCCUCACAGUUUGGAAUUUCUUGGGGUGAGGCGUGAGGAAGACCUUGAUGAAUAUCUGCAUCAGGGACCACACAGUCAACACCAUCACCACCAGUCACAGCAUCAACCCUAUCAUCACCACCACCACCACCUGCAACACCUCCGGAGCAGCCGCCCUUCAGAACCACACCACCAAAACCAUCAACAGCGGCGAGACAAGAGGAAUCACCACCGUGUUGAGAAGCGUCACCAGCUCCUACAACACCGCCUCACUCACCACCAGCGACUACCUCACCCACUACAGUUUACACAGUCAGAGUAUAGGCAAACUGUCCCAGAAGAUGUCCCUCUCCAUACUUCAAUACUGACG